This is a messenger RNA of Orbicella faveolata, 2247 nucleotides long. Its product is annotated as cyclin-dependent kinase 5 homolog. Gene Ontology annotation, cellular component: nucleus; cytoplasm. Gene Ontology annotation, biological process: protein phosphorylation. Gene Ontology annotation, molecular function: cyclin-dependent protein serine/threonine kinase activity; ATP binding. Lineage: Eukaryota; Metazoa; Cnidaria; Anthozoa; Scleractinia; Merulinidae. The record is from RefSeq and is a predicted model, not a curated record.
GCGGUGCACUGUGGGUAGUCUGUGUUAUCAUGGCGGAUUAAGUAGCUGUGCGGGUGGGAAUUGAAGCGAAGUGUAAAUGUUUUGGUUUUUCUGCAAAAACAAUAGAAAGUUAUUACACGCUAUAUUAUAUGAAAAUGGCCACUUAGAAAGACAAGGCUGAAUGAAAUAAGGGCGGAUGUUCAAUAAGAAAGGUUGUUGGUUGUGCUGCGGUAAACACAAGAGCAAUAGAUCAUCGAGCGGAUUUGUAGAGCUUUUCCCGGGAGAGUUCAAGCUAAGAUGGCGUCCGCUGCAGAGAAUAACGAGACGAGGGAAGAGGACGAAGAGAAAAUGGAUAAGAGCGGUGAAACUACCGCGACUUUAAAAGAAGUGUUGAAAAAAUCUUCGUCUGACUCGAAAAUCAAGAAACUACGAAGGAAAAUUUCUCAAGGACUGAGAUUGUCAUUGACAAAAGAUGAGAAUGGCAGAGCGGAUGUCUCUUUGGAAGAAAGCGAUGGAAAUACAGAGGCUGAUGUUUUUGAUAGCUCCAGUACAUGUCCAAAUACAAGCAACCUUGCAGUAAGACCAGCUGUGAGAAGGACAGUGUCAGACUCAAUAGGUGCACGGCUUAGAAAGAUCAGCUUCGAGAUUGGGAAUGACAGGAGACACUCAGAUGAAUUUACACCUGAAGAAUUUAAAAACGUACCUCAGCCCCUGCUAUCCCCUCCUUUUGGUCAACUUGAUGCUUAUCAGAAGUUUGAGCAACUUGGAGAAGGUUCCUAUGCAACAGUAUUUAAAGGUGUUUGCAGUGCAAACAAGAAAGUUGUGGCUCUGAAAGAGAUCAGAUUGCAGGAAGAGGAAGGAGCACCAUUCACAGCAAUCAGAGAAGCCUCUUUGUUAAAGGAGCUGAAACAUGCCAACAUUGUAACUCUUCAUGACAUAAUUCACACCAAAGAUACUCUGAUGUUUGUCUUUGAGUUUGUGGACACAGAUCUAAAUAACUACCUUGAAAAGUAUCCAAGAGGAAUUCAUCCCUAUAAUGUCAAGCUCUUUCUGUUCCAGCUAUUAAGGGGUUUGGCAUAUAUUCAUGAGAGAAAAAUUCUUCACAGGGACUUAAAACCUCAGAACCUGUUGAUUAAUGAGGUUGGGGAACUAAAACUAGCUGAUUUUGGUUUGGCCCGUGCCAAGUCAGUUCCUAGCCAUACAUAUUCACAUGAAGUUGUCACACUAUGGUAUCGACCUCCAGAUGUUCUUCUUGGAUCAAAAGAUUACACAACUUCAUUAGAUAUCUGGGGUGCAGGAUGUAUUUUUGUAGAGAUGAUAACAGGAAUUGCUUUGUUUCCUGGAACAGGAGAUUAUAUUGCCCAGCUCAAUAAGAUAUGGCAGAUUGCAGGAACAGCAACAGAAGAAACAUGGCCUGGAGUGACCAGAUUUCCUGAGUAUAAUGCAGAUUUGUUUGUGGACUUUCCACCUCAACGACUUGGCAUUGUUGCUCCAAAGCUGCUGCUUUUGACUGGUGCUGAAUCUCUAGCCACAGGAAUGGUUCAGUGUGUUCCAAGAAACAGAAUAUCUGCCACUGAUGCCAUGAGACAUGCAUACUUUAGUAAUUUACCAAAGGAGGUGCUCACAUUACCUAAUGGUAUGAGAAUUUUUGUUUUGUUUGACAUAAAGAAUUUGAUCAUCCAUUCUAGAUACCAUUUGUCUAAGAUAAUAUACAAUAAUUAUUGUGUGAUUCAUAGGUGUUGUGUAUUGAAGGCAUCAACGGUUGAGUGUCCAUCAACACUCUGACAUUGAUCAAAAGGAACAACACUCGAUUGACAAUCGAUUGACUCUUGAUCAACAGCUUGUGCUAACAACAGAUUUUGUUCUGAUACAAUUGAACAUAGGACCGAACUCUCUUUUCUGCAAGACUUCAUUUCCUUAAAUGUAAUAUAUGUUUCCUGUAGAAAAACUUUUGAUAACAUAAGAUUUUGUAAAACAUUUUAAACUAAACAGUGCAUGUAGCUAUAUUUAAACAUCAUGUCAGGUUUUUGUAUUCUUGGUCAAGUACCUCGUGUGUGACUUAUAACCUCUUUCUCAGUACUUUCAGUGAUAUCAGUUUCUAAGCUAGAAAGUGUGUUAUCUCUAACACAGUAAACAGGACAGGUAAAUGUGAGGUUGUAUUGCGUUGUUUCAGAAAUGACCAUACCCCUCCCAUGGAAGGUUUUUAGUUUGAACCCUACCUCCAUGCCCCCUGGAAAUUCCAGUCUAACUACAUACUUUCCUUUAUAA